GAUUCAGCAGCCCCUGGGUAUCUGAGAAGCCUUAUUGACAGACUCCACUGACCACCUCCUGGUGUUGAGGAAGGGGCUAGAAAAGGUACCCUAAAACUGUCUGCUUCACUCAACCCUGGCCUGCUUGCCAUGACAGAUUGGCCCAGAAAUCUACAAAGAAAAAAGUGGAUAAAGAAUGAAUAUUAACUACAUUAUGACAAUUACUGGGAUGAAUAGCACAUGAUGAAUUGAUCCAUCAGUGUCUAUCUCUUGAACUGGCACUGAAAAUGAACAAUGAACUGGACCUGUGGUUUAAUAGAAUAGUGGCACUGGUGACAGCUACUGAAUGAGGACAGACACAGAGGCAAUACACAUACCAUGACCUUCAGCUGCCGCCUUGAACUUGGCACCUACUCUGGGGAAGGUGUGGGACCCUCCUCCCCAGAUCCCCUUCUCUCUGAUCCAGUUUCCUCCCAGAGGACAGGAGUUCAGAGGGUGAUUCUGUGGCCAGAGGUAGUCAGGGUGGGAUUCAUGAAGAAAGUAGGACCCAAGUUGAAUCUUGAAGAAUGAGAAGGAAUUGGUUUGGCAAAGAUGGGGACGAAGGGUGCGGUGGAAUAUCCCAGGUGUCUCACUUCCAGGGACCAGCAACAAAGGGCCGAAAGCAGAAACCAUCAAAUGAAUGAGUAAAGAUGGCAAAAAGUGAAUUGUCAGUCUCGCUAUAGUUGUGGAAUGCUCUGAAGUCCCAGUGUAAGCCAUGGAAGGCUCUGUGCUCAGCCCCACAUCCUGGGAAAAGCGGCGGGCAUGGCUGCAGAAGACCCACAACUGGCAGACGCAGAUCCUAGAGGAGGAGGCAGCAGCUGCCUUGCAAGAUGUUCCAGACCCUGAGCCUCCCAAUCUGGAUGAUGUCUUCUUGGAAGAGAGCCCCACAAAUAAAAUUGAAGACUGGCUUCAGGAUUGUGGAUCCUCCGAGGAAGGGUUUCCUGAAGAGCCCGGCCUGUCCAUCCAUGGUGGAUAUCCCAGCCAUGAAGCCAGCUUUGAUGAUGACCUGACCUUGGGAGCAGAGGCAAUUCUGUUAGCAUCCAAUGGUAAACUUCUUUCCAGGAGUUUCCUGGAGAAAACCAGGCCAGGGCAUCUACUCAACCUUGGCUGCAGUAUGGCAUCUAGCAACAUGACCAGUGGGACCAAUAAAACCAGUUCAAGCAUCUCAGAGAUUCUGGACAAAGUCCGGGAGGAUGCAGAGGAUGUACUCUUCAGCCUGGGCUUUGCUCAAGACAAUCAUAGAGCCACAGCUCGGAUUCCUGCCCGCUUCUUCACCACCCCCUCCCAGGCAAAGGGCAUUGACUUUCAGGUGUUCCUGAAAGCUCAGGUGCAAAGGAUAGAGAUGGAGGACCCCUGCUUGAUGCUGGCCAGUCGGUUUAAGCAGGUGCAAACGUUGGCCACCACAGCUGAUGCCUUUUUCUGCCUCUACUCCUAUGUGUCCAAGACUCCUGUCCAGAAAUUCAUGCCAUCCCAAUUGUUGUGGCCCAGUGCUGCCGAUGCACCCCUCAUCCGGGUCCUUCCCCCGGAACCCGAGGCCCGAUCCCCUGUGGAGCUUCGGAGAGCAGUAUCCAAGAUGUGCCUGUACACAUCCCCUCGGGAUGGACCUUCUGAACCCUCUGCUUCAGCUAAAAGAAAUAGUUUAGAUAAAGUGGUUUGGGAGGUGAUGGAUAGGGUAAGAGAAGAUAGACUUGCUCUUCAUGUGGGUUCAGGUGGAAAGGCUGCCCCAGACCUCUACUCCGGAGCAGAGGCUCAGUGGGGGAUUCCAUCACCUCUUCAAACUGAAGAACUUAUCUCUAAGCCUUCCUACUGCAAAGAUAUAAGGAAGACACAACCUGUGGACAAUGGGGAUCUGGAAGAAGAGAGAGACAAUAAAUGGCGUAAUACCUAUAUUGCCAGCCAGCCCCCUGCAGUGUCCACUCCACAUAUUUGGAAGGCAUCUACUCCACAGCCCUUCACUGCACAGACACUGAGAUGGCAAAGGCACAGACCAGAGCAGAUAUGGAGUGGAGAACAGAAGCAAAGAAACAGAUUACUUGGGAUGGAGAAAGAGAACUAUGGGUACAGAAAGACAAAGAAGACAUAUUUAAGCAAGGAGCAGGAUGCCAACAGUUCUCAGGAGCCUUGCAGGAGCCAGAGGAAUCCUGGAAGCACAGGAGGACAAGCAAGAAGGCGGCUAUUCCAGAGAAACUAUCAAGGUAUAAAGGGGAAGAGAGUCAGCCCCUUAGAACAGGCUACCACUGAGGAAGAGUUAAGGAAGAGCUCAGUGGGAUCAGCUCAGCCCCACGGCAUACCCCAGAGAUUCACUGAACAGCGGCAGGACUCCUUGGAUUUGGAGGAGAUACUUAGCAACAGUGAUGAAGAAGGGAGCAACUGGACCAGUGAACCUGAGUGUCCCCGUUCGCUAUCCCUUGGCACCUCUGGAUGGAAUCCUAGGAGCUUUCUCCUUCACACCUGCAGCACCCACUCUGACAGCAGUGGCUUCGUAGAGGAUCAGCCCCUUCCACCUCCCGAUCUCUCAACUGAGAAGGUUUUCCAAAGGAUCUAGUCCCCAGCUUCAGGGGCCUCGGGACACCUGAUAUGAACAUAGCAAGGCCCCAGAGAGGCCAGAAGGACUGAACCAUCUGAGAAAGAUGGAUGUUCACUCAUCUCUUAAAGAUUUCCCAGGGAGGGAAUGCCACAGUAACCUUGAAUCAAAUCGGUGUCUCACCACCCUUAUCACCAGGGUAUUAAUGUUUGACUUAAUGCCCACUGCCAGCAGCUUUAAGAGUGAUUGACACUGACAAACUGGAGUAUCCAGAGGAGGGUGACCAGAAUAUUAAAGUGUCUAGAAAGCAUCAUCAACUGGGAAUGCUUAGCCUGGGGAAGAGAAAGUAUAUAUGAUAACUGUCUUCAAAUAUUUAAUGAGUCACCAAGUAGAAGGGAGAUUAUGUGAACCCAAAGAUGGCCUGUGCCACUAACAUUUGAAAACACUAUCAGUGUGUUUGGAAGUCAGAAGUAAUGGAAGUGUGGUACCACUGGGAUUCAAACCCACCAGUGGUAUAGCAGACUGUGUUCAUGUUCCAUGUGUGAUACCAUCUAUGUUCCAUGUGUGAUACCAUGUGUGAUCAGUGAAGUUCCUCAAUCAACAGGACCAUUUCAGGCCUGGGCUUCAAGGUGCACAGGCUUUACAAUUUGAAGGGGUUCUAAGUCAUCUAGAUCCUGAAACUCACUACAACAAAGACAAAGACUGGCAUUAGUCAUGAAGAACUUCCUGGAAGAGGUAUAUUUCACACGACAAUUUAAAAGAAGUUAAACAAUAUGAGAUGAUGGUGGAAGGGAAUCAUUGGGAGACAUGGAAGGCCCCAAAAUAAUGGUUGCCAUGUUGCUGCUGAUGAAGAGAUUGGAAACUCUGACCUUGUGACUUUCCAAAAGUCAAGAGAGAGGCAUCCCUGAUUUCACAGCCAGCUCAGCAUCAAGGCCCCAAGUAGCAAGGUGGACCUUUGAGUUCCAACCCAAUAGGAGCUGAAACAAAAACACAUCAGGCUUAGAAAUCAUCCAAAUCUGAAUAUUCCCAAAGUGAACCCUGAACAGAGGAACUAGCCAAAUGGAGGCACUAGAAGAGACUCCCUCUGACCCUGGGGCUGAACAGCCUGUAGACAAUGCAGUCAACCCAGAAGCCCCUGCAGAAACA
Molecule: messenger RNA, 3688 nt
Organism: Phascolarctos cinereus (koala)
Lineage: Eukaryota; Metazoa; Chordata; Mammalia; Diprotodontia; Phascolarctidae
Gene: TESPA1
Product: thymocyte expressed, positive selection associated 1
Biological process (GO): positive regulation of T cell receptor signaling pathway
Cellular component (GO): cytoplasm
Molecular function (GO): signaling receptor binding
Source: RefSeq, a predicted model, not a curated record